AUGCCAGCACUCAAAGUUUCCCAUCCUGGUGUUACGUUUUACAUCUUCGAACUCCAAGGGACGCUGCAAUAUACCAUUACGCACCGAGGGAAACCAGCAAGGGAGUACGAACUCUGUGAGCAGGACUUUGACGACAACGAUGCCGUGCUCCAAGAUGAUUCCGUAGCGAAGGUAGGCCCGGGCACUGACGCGAGUGCAGUUGGAGUGCAACUCCGUGUGGUCAAGAACGACGGUGUGCUCAGCGUGGUAUUCGAAAGGAAGGACGGCGGCGACGCCAACUGGGCCUUCAACGGUAUGGACGAUGUGACUGGAGGACCAAGGAUUGCUUCUGCUGCUACGCAAACUGAGGUCGAGGCUUCGAAGUGCUCAACUUGUGGGGCAGACAGAUUGAGAGAAGUGGAUACGAGUGAUGGUGAAACACAGACAGAAGUCAAGGAUAUGCAAGAUGAAAAUACGCAAACGGGAAAGAUAAAUAUGGGCGACGCCAUGACCCAGACCAGUGCUAGGCAUCCAGAAGAGCGAGUACGCAUACCAAGAUCGAGAACGAUGAUGGGGUCAAACCUUUCUCAUUCUCAAGUACCGGAGUACAAACUGAGAUGA
Dothidotthia symphoricarpi CBS 119687 is the source of this 600-nucleotide messenger RNA. RefSeq lists its product as uncharacterized. Lineage: Eukaryota; Fungi; Ascomycota; Dothideomycetes; Pleosporales; Dothidotthiaceae. The record is from RefSeq and is a predicted model, not a curated record. Bases 1 to 600 code for a protein of 199 amino acids. The transcript has a single exon.